CACACAUACAUAACCCACCCGUCUCAAAAUGCCCGGAUUCCAGGACGUCAUCUACAACACCUUCUUCCGACGAAACUCUGUCUUCGUCGCUACCACCUUUAUUGCCGCCUUCUCCUUCUCCAUGGGCUUCGACCUCGCCACCACUGCCUUCUGGGACUCCCACAACCGAGGAAAGCAAUGGAAGGACAUCCGACACAAGUACAUCGAGGCUGCCGGAGACGACGAAUAGAUUAAUUGUCGGGAUGUAGAGCAAGAACGGCGGGCGGAGGACUGCGCGUCUAACGGUCGGGCAGGACUUGCGGGUGCAUCAACAAUGCAUGGGUUAUUCUAUCACGAUGGUUUGGGUGCGGUUCAGAAUGGUAUGGAAAGGUGCUAUGAUUUGCAAAAGGGUUUUUAUGAAAAAGGUCGUGUGUUUUCGGAGGAAGAGAUGUCAGGGAGAGGGCCAGCGGGUGAUGUCUCGGUAAGCAAGAAGAGUGCAUUGGAAGCGAACGUUGCAAUACAUGGCUUUGCGUUCUGCACUGUACAGCGUAUACCUGAAGGAUUGCUGGUCGCUCAAGAACGGGAUGAAGGCGGGGAGAUGAAUGAGAGAAUCUGGCCAAUCAGCGACAUGUUUCUGGUGAGCGGGAAUGUUGAACGGAGAUCGCCGCCGGAUCGCCAAGGAAGUCAAUAAUAAUGCGUCAUUUUUGUUGUUUAUUCGUUGCUGUGUCGAACCAUAACAGUACCGAACCCGAUGAGAU
Messenger RNA from Cryptococcus deneoformans JEC21, 737 nucleotides. RefSeq names its product ubiquinol-cytochrome c reductase complex 7.3 kda protein, putative. Bases 29 to 229 code for a protein of 66 amino acids. Gene Ontology annotation, biological process: mitochondrial electron transport, ubiquinol to cytochrome c. NCBI's taxonomy places the organism in Eukaryota, Fungi, Basidiomycota, Tremellomycetes, Tremellales, Cryptococcaceae. The transcript has 3 exons. The record is from RefSeq and is a predicted model, not a curated record.